This is a messenger RNA of Antechinus flavipes (yellow-footed antechinus), 3204 nucleotides long. RefSeq names its product rho GTPase-activating protein 6-like. The record is from RefSeq and is a predicted model, not a curated record. The transcript has 10 exons. The coding region runs from base 1 to 1806 and encodes 601 amino acids. Lineage: Eukaryota; Metazoa; Chordata; Mammalia; Dasyuromorphia; Dasyuridae. Gene Ontology annotation, biological process: signal transduction.
AUGCAGGCCGUAUUCAUUCAGAAUCUCUCGGAGCUGGAGCGUACCAGGCUUCGGGAGAUAGCCUUCUUCUGCCUUCAGGAGAAGAAUCCCACCUGGCCCAUCAAGAUGCCCAAAGUUUCCCCAGAUAAUGCUCAGACCUUUGGGAUCCCCCUCUCCCAAGUCAUUGCCAACGACUUGGCCAACAAACGGCAGAGGGAAGCCAUGAAGGUUCCUCGGAGACAAGGCAUUGAUGUGGAGGCUUCCGUGCUUCGGUUCCUCACAGAGAAACAUCGCCAGUGCAUGCAAGGAGAGCACUCCCUGCUGGGAGCCCUGAUGGAGUAUCACAGGGAGCCUCUGAUUCCCCUGUUUGCAGACCAUCCACCCAAGAUCCAGAGAAGGGGGGGCUUAUCUGUUGACUGCAUUUUCGAUUUGGAUCAAGGCAACUCGCGCCUAUUGGAGGCCCUGCAGCUCUCUCUCCCUGCCAGUCAGGAGGGUGUAAAGCUCAUGGGCAAUGAGGAGAAGUUGGGGCUCAACCCUAUUUUCCGACAGGUCCCCGUUAUUGUGGACAAGUGUUGUGAGCACAUCGAGGAGCAUGGUCUGAAGACCCUUGGGAUUUUCCGUGUUGGAAGCUCCAAGAAGAGAGUGAAGGAGCUUCGUGAAGAAUUUGAUCAAGGCUUGGACGUCACACUGGAUGAGACCCAGAGCGUUCACGAUGUGGCAGCACUGCUUAAGGAGUUUCUGCGGGAUCUCAGUGAGCCCCUGGUGCCCCGGGAGUUCUACCAAGUUUUUCUCCGAGCCGCCAGUCUGCCUACCGGUGAGAGGCUGGCUAUCUUGCAGCUGCUGAUUUUUCUGCUGCCCCCGUGCAACUGCGAUACUCUGUACCGCCUCCUGCAGUUCCUGGAUAAAGUGUCCAAGCACUGCGAGGACACCAUUGGGCCUCAGGGCCAGAUGAUUUCUGGCAAUCGGAUGACCACCGCCAACUUGGCUAUGAUUUUUGGACCCAACAUCCUGCAGAAGGAGAAGAUGCACGAGAAGGACACCAAAGUUCUGGGGAUGGAGGAGAGCACAGCCAUGAUCACUGUGCUCCAGACACUGAUUGAGAAUUUCCAGCUCCUUUACAUGGUGCCCCCUGAUGUGCAGAGCGAAGUGCUUCUCAGCCUGUGGCACACUGACCCUGAUGUCAUUGAAUAUCUUCUGCGUCAAAAAUUCAAGACCCCCAUGCCCCUGGCGGUUCCCGAGACAUCAGCUUCUGAUAGCGAGUCCACCUCUGCUUCUGAAUGUGUCUCUGCUUCUGGAUCGCUCUCCUGCUCUGCCCUCGAAUCUGCCACAUCCUCCAUCAUUCACAUGGGUGUGCGCAAGGAAACUGAUGAGGCCGUGGCCAGUACCAGUUCUGGGGCAGUCCAGAUCCCCACUCUCUUCCCGCCGUUCUCCUUCCUGAGGCUCCCCGGCCGCAUGGAAAAGGAAACUGCCAAGAGCUCCAAAACUCUCUUCUGCCUGCGCCCCUUCAGGUCUAGCCAUGGAGCUCAGAGCCCUGAUGAUGCCUCCUCCAGCCAAGGAGUCUGCAUGAGGCUGUUCUCAUCCCACAGCCAGCGCCAGGCGGCCCGUGCCGAGGAAGAUGUCGUGGAAGAGCAGGCCCCCCAGGCUGCGGCCAAAGAGGAACAGGAUGAGGCCGAAUUCAAGGGCAAGGGCAAGGGCAAGGGCAAGGGCAAAGGCAAGGGCAAGGGCAAGGGCAAGGCCCCCGCAAAAUCUGAAAAGCGGGCCAAAUCCCCCCUUUCUGAUGAUAGCGAUUCUGAACCACGCCCUGGCUGCAGCUGGUUCCAGUCCUAAACGGACACCUAUCUAUUGCUCGCUCUGCGAUUUCUGCUCCCCUCCCCCCCCACCACCCUCACCCCCGUAACUCCCUUGCAACGUGCCGGGCAGGAUCUGACAGGUGCCAACUUGUAGAGUGGUGUGAGAGAUCUAGGUGGGUGAGAAAUUUGAGGCUGAAACUCCAGAGGCUGUCAUUCAGGACUGAGUCAGACUUCUGUGGGGAGGUGGAGAGGUUCUCGUGAGAUCUCACACCUGGAGAGCCCUCCAGGCCAAGAUUUCCAAAAUAUUUCUGUCCUCAGCAGAAGAGAUGGUCCGGGUCUUCAUCUCUUCUGACAAAUACCACACAAAUUGAUGACCCAGAAACAUUCCCAACUUCUUUGGUGCUGUUCUCUACUUGAGAACCUCAUGGGAGAGGGACCAAAAUUUGAAAAGACCGAAAGACCAUGGGAUGGGAGAGCAGAAGGGGACUUUGGGGACCACUUAGUUUUUCAUCCUAAAAUGAGGUGAUUGACCAAUGGUCUUUGAGGUCCCUUUCAGCUCUCCAUCUUAUGCGCCCAAGACUCCCGAUUCCAAAUCCAAUAAGCAAGAACCAGGUGUCUCAGGCACCUUGUCCCUCUGGUUUCAUUCGAGCAGACCUGUUACCCGUGCACAAUUAUCUCCCUAUUGAUGUAUCUUUUGGUGUAAGAACUCCUUUUAAGGCAUACUGCCUAACCACUCCUCUUCCCCUGCUGCUUUUCUCUUGUGGAUGCAUGCCACUUACGUAUACUAUCCCUACCCCCAGCUAUUCCCCACAAAGAAGUUCAGUAGGGACCUUCUCAGGCCCCUUGUGGAGCUGGAACCUAGAAAAGCCGAGAAACUUGAGGGGAUACACAUACUAGCUCAUAGCCACCUCUGGGUUCUAUUCUCUACAGUCAGACCACUAGCCGCCCCAGACGGCCCUUCUUCCAUCAUGGUGCAGUCUGCUCAGGUCUCAUUACCAAUAAACCUCAUGUCAGACACUCUUACAAGUCAUACACAACCGGUGAAUGGUUUACAACUGGAGAAGGUACUCGAAUCAGUCUAGUUGAAGAUGCUUUCACGUGUAGAACGAGUUGUUUGCAGAUAUCCUAGGUAGGUUUUACGUAGGAAUCUUUUAUAUGCAACCCUCUCCUCUACCGUUACUGUAUCUUCACUAUGCAGGGUUUCAGAAUUCGCAGGCUAUGAGCUGGAAUGUAGGAUUGAGCAUUUCAUCCGACAGUUAACACUACAAUUGGCUAUGAGCCAUUAUGAUCUAUCACGUGAGCAGUAUAGUAUGUUGAUCGAAAGUACCUGAAAAUGCAUGACACUGAUGGAUAAAAGCUGCUGGGGAAAUCAAACUUUAGAUGUAUACUGUUUCUGUGGUGUGUUGUAAUAAACAAUGUGAUUUCAGCAUCAAAA